AUCAUUUAAAAUCUCGUUUAGAUUUACAUGUCAGAAAUCUGCGAAAAGUGCGAUUGAUAAGAUCAAAAGAACGCUUGGGUUUAAUUCGAGCACGUAUGCUUGGUGCUUUAAAUGUUCGAGGAGAUGUUGUUAUUGUUUUGGAUUCUCACUGCGAAGUUAAUCAGGGCUGGUUACCGCCUCUACUUGAACCAAUCACGUUAAACGAACAUGUCGUCACAUGCCCCAUCAUUGAUUCGAUCGACCAUAACACGUUCGCCUAUCGUGAAAUGGGGUCAUAUGUGCGAGGAACAUUUAACUGGAGGUUUGAUUACAAGGAGCGUGAGAUUACUAUGGAACAGCGUAGAAGAAGAAGAGACACGACUCAAGAAGUUUGGUAA
Paramuricea clavata is the source of this 377-nucleotide messenger RNA. Lineage: Eukaryota; Metazoa; Cnidaria; Anthozoa; Malacalcyonacea; Plexauridae. The record is from the annotation of a GenBank genome assembly.